UUGCCAAAAUUGAAAGACACCCGACGAGCACUUCAACCUCAAAAGGCACAAAAAUUGAAACACCCAAUUGCUGCCACGUCAAAGCGUAAAAUUGCAAUCGACGGCUUAAAUUGCAUUAAAAGAUCACAGCCAUCGCAUCCCCGGUAACGUUAACUUCUCUUUUUCCUUUCAAAUCUAAACUCGAAUCCAAAUGUGAAUUCGUCAGCAACUCCCACGACUAAACGCCCACAAUGUCAAAUUACCGAAUUACCCCUCUUUUUUGAAUUCCCUUUUUACAGCACUCUGUUCUUCUCUCUUUUUCUUCUCAUUCCUUCCUUCUUCCGAUCCAUUUUCAGAGUUCAGAAAAUGAAACCCAAUUGAAAAAUAAGAAGAAAUUCAAAGUGGGAACUCAGAGAAUCUGAGAAACAGAACGAAGCUCAGAAAAAUCUAAAUGGGCUCUUCAUAGAACGAUGAAACAGGGAGUGUUGAAUCGCAAUCAAUUUCCAAGAAGAACAAUCAUGGGGUUCGCUAAUUCCGCCAUUUUUAUAUUGUUUGUAAUUUCAUUUUCAUUUCCACAGCUUGUUUAUGGAAAUUCCGAAGUGAAAGCGCUGAUGGAGCUGAAGGCGUCUUUAGACCCAGAAAACAGAGUGUUAAGGUCUUGGACAAUCGACGGCGACCCUUGCGGCGGAAAGUUCGUCGGCGUGGCCUGCAACGAACACCGGAAGGUGGCCAACAUAUCGUUGCAGGGACGUGGACUCUCCGGCAAGGUUUCGCCGGCGGUGGCAGAACUGAAAUGCCUGUCGGGACUGUACUUGCAUUACAACAAUUUAUCUGGAGAAAUUCCUAGAGAGAUUUCUAGAUUGAAUGAACUUGCUGAUCUUUAUCUUGAUGUUAAUAGCCUCACCGGUGAUAUUCCUGAUGAGAUCGGAAAUAUUUCAAGUCUUCAAGUGUUACAGGUUUGUUGCAAUCAAUUGAGUGGGAAAAUACCAACUCAGAUAGGAUCUUUGAAGAAGCUAACAGUUCUUGCUUUACAACACAAUAGAUUAAGUGGUGAAAUCCCCACAUCACUAGGAAGUUUAGAAAUGCUUAAAAGGCUUUAUUUGAGCUUCAACAACUUAACUGGGACAAUACCUUUCAAAAUAUCAACAAUUCCUCAGUUGGAAGUUGUUGAUGUCAAAAACAAUUCCCUCUUUGGUCAUGUCCCUUCUGGUUUGAGGAAGCUGAAUGAAGGGUUUCAAGGAGAGAACAAUCCAGGUUUGUGUGGAGUUGGGUUUACUACAGUGAGGAAUUGUACUGUUUUUGACAAUCAAAAUAUGAAAGGAGAUGUGUUUCAGCCAUUUCUAUCAGAACCUAAUAUCACAGGCACAGCUCAAAAGAACAUCCCUGAAUCUGCUGACUUUUACAAUGCUAAUUGUAAUCAACUUCAUUGCUCAAAAUCCACAAGAGUUCCAAAAAUUGCUGUUGUUUCUGCUGUUCUUAUUGUCUCUGUGAUUCUGAUGGUGUCUUUGUUUCUCACUGUGUUUUGGUACCGUCGUCGUAAACAGAAGAUUGGCAACUCGUCUGUUUCGUGUGAUGAUCGGCUUAGUACGGAUCAGGCUCGGGAAUUCUACUCAAAGAGUGCUUCGCCGCUUGUGUGUCUUGAGUAUUCCCAUGGAUGGGAUUCAUUAGCUGAUGGGAUCAAAGGAUUGGGAUUGUCUCAGUAUCUCAGCAAGUUCAUUUAUAAUAUUGAAGAGGUUGAAUCUGCAACUCAGUACUUCUCUGAGGCUAACUUGCUUGGUAGAAGCAGUUUUUCAAUGGUUUACAAAGGAGUUUUGAAGGAUGGUUCUUCUGUAGCCAUUAGGAGCAUUAAUAUGACUAGUUGCAAGUCUGAAGAAGCCGAGUUUCUUCGAGGGUUGAACUUGCUAAGCUCUUUACGACAUGAAAACCUCAUUAGUUUGAGAGGCUUCUGUUGUUCCAGGGGCCGAGGUGAGUUCUUCCUCGUAUACGACUUUGCUUCGAGAGGAAGCUUGUCUCGGUAUUUAGACGUCGAAGACGGUAGCAGCCUUGUUCUUGACUGGUCUAAGAGAGUUUCUAUCAUCAAUAGCAUUGCAAAAGGCAUUGCAUAUUUACAUCGUGAAGAAGCAAACAAACCAGCCAUGGUUCACAAGAACAUAUCGAUUGAGAAGAUUCUCAUUGACCAUCAGUUCAAUGCAUUGAUCUCGGACUCCGGCCUCUCCAGACUUCUUGCAGAUGACAUUAUCUUUUCGUCUCUUAAAACCAGUGCAGCCAUGGGAUAUCUUGCACCUGAAUACAUUACGAUCGGUCGUUUCACAGAGAAGAGCGACAUAUAUGCAUUUGGAGUCAUCAUAUUUCAAAUUCUUUCAGGGACACGGAGACUUACAAACUCUCUUCUGCUGGAAGCGGAAGUAUGCAAAUUCGAAGAUUUUAUUGACAAAAAUCUGAAAGGAAACUUCUCAGAAUCCCAAGCUACAAAGCUAGCAAAUCUUGCUCUAUCAUGUACCAAUGAGCUCCCCAUCAAUAGGCCAACCAUUGAAGAUUUGAUAGAGGAGCUUACCAAAAUUUAGUUACCUUCAGCUUUAGGAGCAGCACAUUCUGGGUAGUUGAGAGUCGAUGCUUGUUUGAGAAUACACCGACAGGAUGCUUGUUUGAGAAUACACCGACAGAAGAGAACGAUGUUCAAUGAAGCUUCCAUUGUUGGAAGCUUCAAGAAAGGCAGGAACUGAAAGUUGAGUCUCCUGCAAAUUGAGAUGCACAUUAAUGAGGAAGAAGGGCAUGUAAAUUUGGGAAAAAUCUGUCUCUAUGGUUCAAGAUGUAUAAUAACAUGACUUCGCAAUGACCCUGCAAUUUAGAACUUCACUUUGUAUUCCUAUAAAAAUUGUACUAAAUCUUACUUUUAGUUCCUGAA
Messenger RNA from Benincasa hispida (wax gourd), 2884 nucleotides. RefSeq lists its product as uncharacterized. Gene Ontology annotation, molecular function: ATP binding; protein kinase activity; receptor serine/threonine kinase binding. Lineage: Eukaryota; Viridiplantae; Streptophyta; Magnoliopsida; Cucurbitales; Cucurbitaceae. Gene Ontology annotation, biological process: protein phosphorylation. The record is from RefSeq and is a predicted model, not a curated record.